This is a messenger RNA of Melanotaenia boesemani (Boeseman's rainbowfish), 9780 nucleotides long. Its product is annotated as protein NO VEIN. The record is from RefSeq and is a predicted model, not a curated record. Lineage: Eukaryota; Metazoa; Chordata; Actinopteri; Atheriniformes; Melanotaeniidae. The transcript has 48 exons. The coding region runs from base 325 to 9159 and encodes 2944 amino acids.
CUUUAAUAGAGCCUAAUUGCAAAAUGGUUAGAUUCCAAAGUACCCAUGUAGCACUGGCCCUCUAAACUGACGAAUUUUUACUUUAUUCUGAAGUUGUGUUAUACUUUAAAUGAUAUUAUUUGCCAACGUUAGCUAGCACAACAGGUCUACUAGCCGACAUGGAACGCUACUGUUGCCAUGGUUAUCCACGUACAAUGAAGACUUUUAACGCAGGCACACGCUAAGACUGGACAGAUGUAACACAGAGUUGCAGCUACACUUAACAGGCUCAAACCCUGAACUAACAGCGAAGAUACAAUGCACAGCUCAGGAGAAAACUAACAAAUGGAAGCUUUAUUAAAGAUGGAGGAGACUCUACAAAAUGUAGUGGCCAUGGUGAAGCAGCACCCUGCUGGGAUUCCUCUGAAGAAACUGGCCAUCAUCUACAGCCAGACGUAUCACAGUAACCUGUCUUAUCAUGCCUUACACUUUGACUCCAUGGCCAGCCUGGUAGCCAGUCUAACGGAUCUGAUUCUGGAGGGUGACCUGGUGUUUCAAAAGGACCAUCAAACUCAAAGAAAUCUUGUUGCUUUGGUGGAAGAGCACCCAGAAGGGAUUCCGCUGAAGAAGAUAGCUGUAGUCUACAGCCAGAAAUAUCACCGGAAUUUGAUCAUAGCCUCUUUGGGUUUCAAAACCAUGUCCAGCCUAUUAGAGUCUUUGAAAGAAUAUCUAGUUGUGAGGGGACAGAUGGUGUUCCACAAGAGUAAACUGCCUCAGCAUCAGUCUUUAGCUGGAGCUUCAAUGAAAGCUAAUGAAAACAGCAGGCCUGCAGCGCCACAGACGCCUGAAUCCCUAAUAAGGAAUGGUAGUCCUGCACCUGAUGUUGCUGAUCCACAGCGGGAUACCCCCAGUCCUCACAGGGCACUGUUCACUCAGGUGGGAAAGAACCUUCUUGGCUCCACUUUGGUUUCAUUUGGCUCUUCAGCCUCAGCUCAGUGUAUUCCUGGCUAUCCACAAAUUACUGCAUCCAAGCCAGCUCAGCAACUGACCCAAGAGCAGCUGUACCAGAGGAUUUUGGAGGUGAUGAAGACACACAAGCUGGCCUCUCCAUCAAUGAGUCAGCUCCAAACCGGCUAUUCACAGCUGUUUGGUGAGCAGCUUCCACUGGUGCAGUACAUGUCUCUGUAUGACAGCUGGGAGACUCAGAAGCCGCAACCUCAACCUGAACCGGUGGCGGCAACAACCAAGAGUAAUCCAUGGCAAACUUCUGCAGCAACACCAAAUCUUUCAAGAGAGCCUGAAAAAGAGCAGCAAGCAGCUGCUGGACCCAGCUUCCUCUCUGGAUAUGAUUUUCCAGCGCUGGGGUCUGACAGGAGCUCGACCAAAGAGCAGAAGAGCAAACUGAGAGACGCCUUUCCAAGAGAAGCCACUGCCCCGGUCUUUAGAGACGCUUAUCACGCCCAGCUGCGGGAGGUCCAUGGAGGUAAUAUGCGGGCAAUGGAGGCCAUGGAGGAGGAUGAAAAUCUAGCAGGAAGGAAGAGGAACAGGGCCAUGGAUACGGAUAUGAUCAACAGUCUCAUGGAGAGCGUGAUACGAGAAAUUGCUGCGGAUGGAGAGCUGGUCACUAAAGAAAAGGUGAUAUCCAGGGUGUCCAUGAUGGUUCCCUCUGUGGACCUGGGAAAGAUUAAACCCUGGACUUUUCCAGCUCUAAAAGACCUCCAGUACAUCACGAGAGAGAUCAACAUGUUCUUAGAGUGCACUGAGGCGGUGACAUCCAUCUGUACCCUGUAUGAGCUGGGCCAGUCAUUGGCCGGCCUGAAGGACAAGAAGCACUAUGAAGAGCUGAACCUCGGGCCACUGUGCAAACUUCCCCUCAUACACCGCAUGUUCAAGAUCGAUAGUAACACUAAGGAUGAUGAUAUCCACCAGAUCGAGACUGUGGAUAUCUUAAAGCAAAUCCGCAUUUUUAAGAGGAACCAGAACAAGCCAAAACUCGACCUGGCUGAGUUCCUAAAGUAUCUGGCUGAUCACUACAACUGUGACUCUCCUUAUGAGCUGGGUAUCAGGAUACACAGCUUUGGCCUCCCCAUAGGGACUCUUAAUAAGGUGACCUCAAACGAGCGGCUGAUCUUGGAGCAUGCCAGAGAGGCCAUCCAGACAGAGCUGGAGGAGGAGACCCUGGAGCGGCUGAGAAAGAUCAAGAAGAGCGUUUUAGAGCCGGUGCAAGGCGGCGGUUCCUUCUCCUCCAUGGGAAACUCAGAUCUCAGGAAGAAGUACGCCUCUAUGGCGUCGGCCGAAGUGGUGCUGGCUGUCUUUACAAACGCUGCAAAAGUGUUCAGCCCCAGGAUGGCUAAGCACGUCGAGAGCUUCCUGAUGAAGGUGUCGAGUGACUCGCUGGCGAGAGCUCUGUUUCAGCUGGCUGUGUGUGGAGGCUCCCUGACUGUUCCACAGGACCUGGUGCUCAAAGACAAGACUCCCAAACCAGCUGAACAGACUAAAACAGCAGACAACACCAGCACAUCCCUCCCCAGUGAAGCCGAAGUGAAGAAAUAUAUGAAAGACAACCUGGCUGCUCAGAACUCGGCCAUCACUUUGGCCCACAUUGCUGCUCUGGAGAGGAAGCUGACCAAACACUUCCACAUCAAAGAUUUCCUCUCUAUUCAACAAGGCACCUUCCUGGAGUUUCUGGGGAAAAACAUUCAGCUGCUGCAGGACAGCCUGGGCUCUGCUUUGUUUCUGGGAAGCAACAUGGGACUUUCAGGCAGCGGUUUCCGUCCCACCAGACAGGACGUGUUUGAAUUCAUCAAACAGUGCGGCAGCAUAUCAUCCACUGAUCCGGACGAACUCGCUCACAUUGAGUCAGCACUAAGGUGCCAUUACAGGGUACGGGACAGUCGGGACUUGGGCUACGGUACCCUGCACAUGUUGGUCGGCCUGGUCCAGCGGCAAAGAGAGCUUAGUGGAGGAGGCCUGAGCCCAGUCUACUAUGAGUCAGCGUUGCUGGCUAAGCAAAACAAAUCAAGUGCUGACAGUGGAUAUGAGUCUGUGGGGCGCUUGGGUGAGAUGUCCAAGGCUCAGGCCCUGGCCAGCUUGCUCUCCUGUCCUCUGCUGGAAGAUUUGAAUGAAUGGAGCCAAUGGGAGCUGAUCUUUAAACCCCUUCACGGCCCCCUCAAAGAUUUCAUAGAAAGAAAUGCAGAAAACACAGGUCUUGCAGCAUUGGAGGUAACACCAGGUGUGCUGCUUCGGAUUACAACAGACACAGGAGACAAACACUUCUCAUACGCCGUCUCGGCCCUCGAUCCUAUCGGCACAGCCGGCCACCUUGUGUCCAUGGCGGUGGCAGAUGGGAUCGACAACGCUCCCACGGCUCUGCUGGCCAAUCACAUGCAGAGCUCUCUGGCUGCAGCCGUGGCCGAAGAAGAUCUGUCCCUGGCUGAAGAGGAUGUGACAUGUUUCAGCAGAGUAGCCAAAUUCCUCCUGCAGUGUCUGACACGAAUCCCCACAAGAACCUGCCAGGCUCUUUUGCAGCAGGUGUUCUUGGAGCCAUUUUCUCGUGUCUUGGGCCAGGCCAAGUCCAAACAGGUCCUGAUCACCGUGGCUCAAUCCGACCCAAAGCACCUGAACUGCCUGCACCGCCUUGGCAUCCUCCUGGGUGUCACAGACUGGGUCAAAGACUACCAGAAGAAGCUGAUUCCGCCUCAAAAUCAAAGCUGCAACACACACACAGAUGCUGUGGGUCACAAUAGGUCUAAUUUGAUAGAUUCUGAAAGCAGCAGUCUGUCUGCUCUAAAUACGAGUGAAGACGAGUUCCUUGAGGAUGACAUCAUGGACAGCAGCUCAGUGUCCUCCCACCUCAACCACAGCCCACAAGUCAACGGUGACCUGGAUGUAGAGAUUGAGGAGGAAGAAGAUGAGGAGGAGCUGUAUGAGCUGACUUCCAUUUCUAAAGGAGAAACCUCAGAUGUCCAAAGCGAAGCUGAAGGAGGUCAAAGUGAGGAAACUUCUGGCUCUGAUGAAAAGGAUGCUGCCAGCUGCCAAUCAGAGGCCGAUUUCCAUUUCCAAAAGGCUGUAAUUGAAAACAUCAGGAAAAACGAGUUUGGUGUUGGAGUGGAACUGACGGCAGAGGGCCAGAAGCUGAUGCAGGUCCACCAGGAGAGACUGGGCCGCAGCUUGGACCGCCUUUCCACUGAACUCUACAGCAAAGACACACACUUUGUCCUGGAGCUCAUUCAGAACGCUGAUGACAACAGUUAUCCGUCAGAGUCUGGUCUCGUUCCUGCGCUGGCGUUUGUGGUGGAGAGAGACUGCAUUACUAUCCUCAACAAUGAGAACGGCUUCCGGGAGGAGAACAUCAAGGCCAUCUGUGAUGUGGGUCGCAGCACUAAGGGAAAACACAAAUAUGGAUACAUUGGACAAAAAGGCAUUGGCUUCAAGUCAGUGUUCAAGGUCACAGACUGUCCUGAGAUCCACUCCAACGGCUUCCACUUGCGCUUCGACAAGAACUGCGGCCCCAUGGGAUACAUCCUCCCCCACUGGGCUGAAGACGAGAGGCCUCUGGACACACAGCUCAAGGACAUAAAUCAGCACAGCUGGACCACCAAAAUCAGCCUCCCUCUGCGCUCUGAAAGCCACCAGACCAGGAACUUAUUUCAUGACGUGCACCCGUCCCUGCUGCUCUUUCUGCACCGCCUGCGCUCCAUCACCAUCUACAACCAGAGUGAGAAGCGCCUGGUUAGCAUGACUCGCAAAGACCUCAGUGACAGUGUGCUCGAGGUGGAGCACACAGAGGGCAUCGAACGCUGGCUGGUGGUCAAAACUACACUGCAGCCCAAGAAGAUCAAAGAAGAUGUCGAGUCGACCGAGCUUGCUCUGGCUUUCCAGCUCGGCAGUAACAUCGCAGAGGGUGACGUUGUGUGCCAGCCUCAGAAGCAGCCAGUGUUUGCAUACCUGCCCCUUCGCAGUUUUGGCUUUCGUUUCAUUAUUCAGGGUGACUUUGACAUCCCUUCCUCUCGGGAAGAUGUUGAUAGGGACAGCUCCUGGAACCAGUGGCUUCGAUCAGAAAUACCACAGCUCUUCCUUCAGGCCAUGGACGUCUUCACUGAUCACCCAGAGUUCAAGGGGCUCAAGGGUCUCUGUCAGUUCCUGCAGUUUAUCCCCCUUCCUGACGAAGUGUUGGACUUUUUCAAGCCUGUCGCUGGGCAGAUUAUUCAGCUGCUGAAAGGGAAGGCCUUCCUGCCGACACUAAGCUCAGAUGGAAAGGUCGCGUACAAGCUGCCAUCCCAAGUGGCUGUCUGUCAGGAUGCUGUGAUCCGCCAAGUGAUUAGCGGAGACGAGCUGGACAAGCAUCUGUCUCUCUCUUAUCUCCAUCCGAGUCUAACCCCUGCCCCACCUGCCUCCCUGCUCGCUCACCUGGGAGUCCGGUACCUGCGAGGAUCAGACGUUACCACAGUAACCACAGCCAUGGCAAAGGAGCUGGUGAGAAAAGGAGCCAUCCAUUCAGACGAAGGCCUUCGUCUGCUGGCCAGGCUCCUGGUUUGCAACUUCAGAGCUAUGGAGCAUGGCUACGGAGAGGCAGAUUCCAUCCUGCAAAACCUCAGAGACCUACCCAUAAUCCCUCUGGCUGAUGGGCGCGUUGUUUCACUAAGUGGAGAGGGAGUCUUCUUUCCAAUGGAAGAAACAAAGACAAAGAAAAAGAAGAAUGUAGCUCAGACAGGACCCCUGUCUGCAUUAUACAAGGAUGUAAGUGUGGUUCAUCCGUCUCUGCUGAGCUGCUUGGAGCCUCUGGAAAGUCAGCAGGUUCGAGAGCUGCUUAAAAGACUCGGGGUUCAUGAGCUGGAGCCACAGGAGCUGCUGGAGCAGCACAUCUACCCUACAAUGAAAACAAACAAAUGGAAGUCAAAGCCCGAGGCGGUGGUGGUGAGUUACUUGGUUUUCAUCAAGCAGCACGCGUCCUCCAGCCAGGAGUACGCAGACAUCGCAGUUCCCGUCCUCACCUGCAGGGGGCUGUGCUGCCCGGCGACUGAAAGGGUGCACUUCUCUGAGGAGUACAGCAACAUCAACCUGCCAAAGAAGCUGCCUGGCUGUGACUGGAUCUUGCUGAGUCCUUGUUAUGUGCAGACGGACGGCGAUGUGGCGGGAUGGAGGGAGCUGUUCAGCAGUCUGGGAGUCAGGGACGGCCUCAUCAUCCGCAAAGAGAGACGAACGAUCACCGCUGAAAAGCUGGCCUCCAGUCCCUGGUCAGCUGAGAGUGCGACGUGGCCCCAGAACCCAGGGCAGGACUAUGUCCUGGAUGACUACCCCUGUGAGGAGUUCCACGCCCUGGCCACAGCCCAGCUGCCCGGCUCUGUCCUCCUGCAGCAGCGGAUGGCUCUGCUGGAGCUACUGGAGACAAACUGGGACACUGGACAUCUCUACUCUCAGUACCUCACAGCACAGGUGAUCGACAGCGACGGGCGAACCAUCAAAAACACCAAAUCCUCCUUCUACCACUUCUUGUGUGUUUAUAAAUGGCUGCCAGCUUAUCGCCCACUGGAGGGAGAACAGCAGGAUAAAAAGUACCUCUGUCCAAGCUCGGUUUAUCUGACGUCACCUGAAGUCACCAGUCUGCUGGGGACUCACGUCUACUACGUGGAUAUACAGCCCAGCCAGUUCAGCAGAGCUUUAGGGAUGAGAGAAACCAUCUCAGUGGAAGUUCUGAUUCAGUACCUGAAGAAGUGGUGCGUCAGUCCAGAGGUGGAUGACCAGGAGCAGAGACCACCUGAAGACGAGGCAGAGGGAGCUCCUUUCACCUCCACAGUUGAGCACAUCCAUAACGUCUACACCUACCUGCAUACCAACUGUCCUCAGAGCAGCCUGAAGGACCUGUUCCAGCAUACUCCCGCUGUUUUUGUUGAGAAAAACAGACACAACGAGAAGUGGUGUUCAGGACGCUUCUACCACCUGAAAGAGGUGUGCUGGAGUGACACAACCACCAUGUUCCAGCGCUACAGACGGCUUACUCAUGGAGCAGACAGCCCCAUCCAGCAGCCCAAAGUCCUGGCUCCGUUCUACAGCCAGCUGGACGGGAUGAGGGACUUCUUUGUCAGGCUGCUGAAUGUGGAUCCAAGCCCCACGAUGAAGCAGUACGUGGGUUUGUUGGAGCUGAUCUGCUCUUCGUCUCCCAUCCCAACUGCUGAGGUCCUGCAGGAUGUGUCGGUGCUCUAUGCCAGACUUGCUCAAAAGUGUAAGCCUCAGGUGUCUGGAGACCAGGAAAACUUCCCUCAUCCCAAACUUAAUCGUGCUUACUGCUCCACUUUAAAAGGUAUGGUGUCUGAUAAGAGGGUCUUCCCUUCCAAGGAUAACUGCUGGGUGAGUCUGGCUCGUAAACCCAUGAUUGCUGACGACAAAGAGCUGGAGAAGAUCUUUAAGCCACACAAGCAGGUGUGUCUGCUCAACCUGCCACCAGCAGAGAAGAAGAACACCCCCAGAAACAAAACCAUUGCAGGAGAACAAGCUACAAUGCCUGCUUUCAACGAGAAGGACAGGUUUUUGUUUCUGGAGAUCUGCGGGAUACGUCACCUUUCCCGCUGCGUCAGAUCUGAGCCACUAACUGAGAACCUGAGACCCUGUCCGUCCAUGCAGGACAUGGUGCGCUCCGUCGUCCCGUACAUCCAGAGGUUCCUCUACCACCACGAUGAGCUGGCUGAAGUCUACUUAGAGCUGACUGACAGUAACAUAGCCGACAAGAUAAAGCAUCUUUCCUUUGGGCAGGUAGGUAAGCUUUACAUCCGCUACCAGCUGGAUGUCGCAGACAGUGAGGAUGGAGUGAUAGAGCUGCAGGACGUCAUCUGUCUGCUGAAGGAUGAGAAGGAGCUCUACAUCCAGAAAGAUCACCUUUCUGCCCAGCUGGACAUCUGCAGGGAGCUGGUGAAACUGUUCUGCACAGAGAGCAGCCACAGGAAAGAGCUGAUGCAUUUCCUGAGCGGCCUGAUAGCCUCCCUCACUCAGGAUCCCAAAACCCUGAAAAGAUUCUUGAGCAAAGAGGACAUCAGAGAGCUGCCCAGCGAGGAGGAACAGUGGGAGGUCCCAGAGCCGUUCAGACCGGAGUUUAAUCUGGACAGAGUCUUGUCAAGGAGUCACUCCUCCAUCAGCUCCCCAGAGGAGCCGGCUCAGGCUGCUCAAGCAGAUGGGGAGCAAACGCUGGCCUGCUGGCCUCCUCGAGCAUCUAUACACAAUACAGGAAGCAGCCGUGCAGGUCAAACAAGCAGCAAAGUGGUUGAGGAUGUCAUGAAGAUGUGGCCUCCUCCUGCUGCUCCUAAAGACCGAGACCCCGAGAAGGAGAUCUUUCCCAGAGGAAGCAGCCAGGAGGGAAACCAGCCACCAAGGAGCAGCAGCAGACCUGCAGACCUGCAGGGUCCUCAGAGAGUCCUCAACCAUCCAGGGCAGCCUCACACUGCUGCUGCUGCUGGCACAAACACACCAAGGCCUCCAGAGCUACAGAGUGAAACCACCGGAUCCAACAGAGCCGAGGGCGGAGAGGAGCGUCCCACACCUCCAAAACCAGAACCGAGUCCUCCACCUGCACAGCCUGCCCAGCCUGCCCAGACCUCUAGCGACCAGCCUCCAAACAGCCUAGCCACCCCUGAAGCCGUGGUGCUCUCCGGUACUUUCCAGGGAGCUACAGCCACCGCAGAGACUCAGCGUCCUCCUCUGAACCUGGACUUCCCUCUCUGGAAGUCUCCGCAAGCCACACUGGAGGACAUGGAGCUCACCUGCCAGAGACCCACCACCGUGGUGUUGACUGACGACUUGGAUGUGGCGGCAAUCGGCAUGUGGGGGGAGCAGCUGGUCAACUCCUUCCUUUGCCACUGGAGGGACAGCAGCGACCCUGCACGGCCCACGCACAUCCUGUGGUGCAAUCAGAAGGGAGAGAGUGGCCAGCCCUACGACUUCAGGCUCAGCUUCGGAGCAGCAGGAGCGACGGGGGUGGUGUUCGUGGAGGUGAAGUCGACCAUAAAGAAAGAGAAGUCGUUUAUCCACCUCUCCGCCAACGAGCUGGACUUUGCACUGAAGGAGAAGGAGCGCUACCACAUAUUCAGAGUGUACAGCGCAGGAGACGCUCAGAACGUCCGCCUGUGUCGCAUUCAGAACCUGGCGCAGCAUCUCCACACCAAAGACUUGGCACUCUAUCUGUUUGUGUAGCUUCCUUUUAAAUCGCUAGAUUGUGUUUUAACCCAAAUGGUUUUCUUAAGAUGUUUUUAUGCCUUAUGUUGUUAAUUUUAUUAUUUAAGGGAUGAACGAAAUGUUCUAACCCUUUUUUAUUUCCAAUGUUCACCUUUACUCAAACAUUCCUGUGAAAUAAAAAUGCACUUUUCAGUCAAGUGAAUGAGUUUUAUUAAUAAUCCUUUAACUGGUUGUGGUAUGUAUUCAGUAAUGAGUAAAGUUAAGGUCUGUAUCACCUGACACCUGACAUUGUUAUGGAUGAAAAUUGGGGUCCUGCAGAAAAGUUUGGGAACCACUGAUUUAUAGUAACUAUGUAUAUUUAUAAACCAAUGAACAUGUUUUACAAUCUUCAUACUAAAUGUACAAUUGCAUUUUCUUUACAUGUGUAUCACCAUUUAAACGAGAAAACGUAAUAAGAUUUAUUACCAAGAAGCAUUGUUACAGCAAAGACAUAAAAACACUAAUUUCCUUACUUUCUGUACUAAGAUGUCCACUCACACAGCGUCAUCGUGUCGGCUGUCUACGUGGGUGAAAAUAUUCGUCUUUGUACGUAUUAUAAAAAGAUGUAAAAAUAAAACACUGAUGACUGUGCAAAGUUAA